Solanum pennellii is the source of this 633-nucleotide messenger RNA. RefSeq lists its product as uncharacterized. The record is from RefSeq and is a predicted model, not a curated record. The coding region runs from base 1 to 633 and encodes 210 amino acids. The transcript has a single exon. NCBI's taxonomy places the organism in Eukaryota, Viridiplantae, Streptophyta, Magnoliopsida, Solanales, Solanaceae.
AUGGCUCCAUUUGAGGCUCUUUAUGGAAGGAGAUCUCCUAUAGAAUGGUUUGCGGUGGGUGAAGUUGCUCUUAUAAGUCGAAUAUUGGUACAUGAGGCCAUAGAGAAGAUUUGUUUUUAUUUGAGAGAUGUUGAGAACAGCCCAAAGUCGCACAAGUCUUACGUCAAUUUUAGGUUGUUGGAUCUUGAAUUUGAGGUUUAUGAUUGGGUUUAUUUGAAAAUCUCACCCAUGAAGGGUGUUAUGAGGUUUGUGAAGAAAGGAAAGCUUAAUCCCUAUUUUGUAGGACCAUAUGAUAUUUUGAAGAGUGUUGGUAAAGUUGCAUAUGAGCUUAAUUUUCCAAAUGAGUUGGCAUCGGUGCAUCCAGUUUUCUAUGUAUCUAUGUUGAAGAAAUAUGUUGGCGAUCCAACAUCCAUAGUUUCCUUAGAAGGUAUUGAAAUUAAAGAGAAUCUUUAUUAUGAAGAGGUGUUGGUUGAGAUUUUAUACCGGAAAGUCAAAAAGUUGAGAGAUAAGGAAGUUUCUUCCGUAAAAGUUCAAUGGAGGAAUCAUUUAGUUGAGGGUGCUACUCGGGAGGCCAAGUCCGAUAGGAUGUCUCAAUAUCCUCAUCUAUUUCUUUCUACUCCUACUCUAGCUUGA